AUGUGGGUAUUAGCUCUAUUAUCCUGUAUCAGCGUUGCGUUGGCGGUGCCCAUAGAGUACGGUGUGUCGUACUCGCACGCGCCGAUUUAUCACGCUCCAAUCGUGCACGCCGAGCCUAUUGCUUAUCCAAAGUACGCUUUCAACUAUGGAGUUAAGGACACCCACACUGGUGACAUCAAAUCUCAACAGGAAGUGAGAGACGGCGAUGUUGUUAAAGGUUCAUACUCCUUGGUAGAGCCCGACGGUACAACACGAACAGUAAACUACUCCGCGGAUGAUCACAACGGCUUCAAUGCUAUCGUACAAAGAUCUGGCCACGCUGUUCACCCGGUAGCACCCGUAGCUCACUAUGCACCAGCACCAAUUUUGUUGUCGUCCUACGGUCAUCACUAAUACGUUAUACAUUAUCCUACAACGGUACUUCUUAGUCUUCUCACACUCGCAAGAAUUGUAACUCUUAAUUUUACGUAGUUAUACCUAGAAAUAAAAGAUAAACUAUAUGUUUGGCUGCUGUAACAAAAUGGAUAACAUUUACAACGCAAAUUUUGGUAAAGUUAUAGCGAAAGAUAGCUGUUAUUAUGUAAUAAUGUUUUGAUGGGUUUGAAAAAGGUUUUGUUUCUGAGUUUUAAAUGUUAUCCAUAAUGAUACAUAGAAUUUAUUUUUAUAAGGCUUCCGUGCGACAUCCAAAAGUAUUUUGAUUUACUUUUCCUAUGUUAAGAUUUGCUUAUGUUAAUUAAUUUGAUAUAAGUCUUCCUAUUCGUAGCAUCUGAAGUACAAUAUCUAUAAAUUAAUGUAAUUUUAAAUUGUUGUGUAAAUGUUUAAUAAAAGUUUUAUUAUACAGUA
This is a messenger RNA of Melitaea cinxia (Glanville fritillary), 843 nucleotides long. RefSeq names its product cuticle protein 8-like (gene CPR129). The record is from RefSeq and is a predicted model, not a curated record. The transcript is spliced from 5 exons. NCBI's taxonomy places the organism in Eukaryota, Metazoa, Arthropoda, Insecta, Lepidoptera, Nymphalidae. Bases 1 to 393 code for a protein of 130 amino acids. Gene Ontology annotation, cellular component: extracellular matrix.